AUGAUAUCAGUUUUACCAUGCGAAUUGAACGAAGACGAUACAUUUGAAGGUACUGAAUCGGGUGAGAUAUCGAUGGACACGCUUGAAAUGGUAAAUUAUGAAAUGCUCAUCAUGUGUUAUGGAAAUUGAAAUUGCAAUUGCAACACCUGUUAGAGAGGUGGAAACAGGUACUAUCUAGAUUGCGGAACUGAAAUUACUGAGAAUCUUAAGGACUCCUUGAUCGAGGCCAAGAUGGAAAUACCUGCUGCAGAAACGGAUAUAGAUAUGGAUGCUGCAGAAGUGGAGCAGAUUAAUCACUUGUAUGAAGGGAUCAAAGAUCAAUCUAUAGCCGUUGUAAGUGUUUCUGAAUCCAAGGAACUGAAAAAAUUGGAUCAUUGCUUACAAAAGUAUAAAGAAUUGCUUGCCGAGAGGUCACCAUUAGCAAAAUUGUGGUGA
Messenger RNA from Paramuricea clavata, 435 nucleotides. Lineage: Eukaryota; Metazoa; Cnidaria; Anthozoa; Malacalcyonacea; Plexauridae. The record is from the annotation of a GenBank genome assembly.